Neocloeon triangulifer is the source of this 603-nucleotide messenger RNA. It is a transcript of the gene RpL32, whose product is annotated as large ribosomal subunit protein eL32. The record is from RefSeq and is a predicted model, not a curated record. Gene Ontology annotation, biological process: translation. The coding region runs from base 137 to 541 and encodes 134 amino acids. Gene Ontology annotation, molecular function: structural constituent of ribosome. Lineage: Eukaryota; Metazoa; Arthropoda; Insecta; Ephemeroptera; Baetidae. Gene Ontology annotation, cellular component: cytosolic large ribosomal subunit; ribosome. The transcript is spliced from 4 exons.
ACCCUUUUCGGAGGGAAAAUUCUCCGGGUUGACCGCGAUGGAGCCACCGUCGGCACCGUCGUUCCUGUCAGCCAUCUUUGUUUCGGCGUGUGAGGAUCUUUUUAAGUGACAGUGCGUGAGCUUUCCACUAAUAAAGAUGACGAUCCGCCCUGCAUAUAAGCCGGAGAUCGUCAAGAAGAGGGUCAAGAAAUUCACCCGUCACCAGUCUGACCGAUAUGUCAAGCUCAGAAGAAACUGGAGGAAACCCAAGGGUAUUGACAACCGUGUCCGCAGAAGGUUCAAGGGCCAAUAUUUGAUGCCAAAUAUUGGUUAUGGCUCCAACAAAAAGACCAGACACAUGUUGCCGUCGGGCUUCAGAAAGCUCCUUGUCCACAAUGUGAAGGAGCUGGAGGUCUUGAUGAUGCAGAACAAGAAGUACUGCGCGGAAAUUGCCCAUGCAGUUUCUUCUAAGAAGAGGAAACAGAUUGUUGAACGUGCCCAACAACUCUCCAUCAGAGUGACGAACGCCCAUGCCCGUCUCCGAUCGGAAGAAAAUGAAUAAACUGUACGACUCUUUCAAACUUCUGUUCCAUUUCAUCAAAUAAACCUUUAUUUGCUAGGAAA